Bursaphelenchus xylophilus (pine wood nematode) is the source of this 869-nucleotide messenger RNA. The record is from the annotation of a GenBank genome assembly. Lineage: Eukaryota; Metazoa; Nematoda; Chromadorea; Rhabditida; Aphelenchoididae.
AUGUUCGGAUACCAGUUGUUAUUGUGUUGCUUCCUGUUGUUGAUGAAGACGUCUGAUGGGCGGUAUUGCGGCGAGAAAUUGAUGGGGAAAUUGAGCUCGUUGUGUACCAACAAUUUAGACUGUACUUAUGUGGAGGUGGAUCUCAGACAGCCGACCAGUAAGUCAUAUCAAUUAUUUUCGUCUUUACAACACAAUUAUAAUACAAGACUACCUUUGAGUUAUUUAAAAACCUUCUAGAUCAGUCUUUCUUAUCAAAGCUUUAAGCAAUCCGUCUUCUUCUGCAGAAAGUCCUGUUGAUUAAAUUCCACAUGGACUUGACUAUCCAAACGACUUUGACUUUCCACAGUAUUAAAAAUCACGUCCUUCCAAACAUCGUGACCUUGUUUCGAAAAGCGUUUUUCUUUUUUUAAAUCUCUAAAUACUUGUCUAAAUAUUGCUGUUGCCAGGUUUUUUGUCGCCUACGCCUCACCAUCAAUUUCACUGAAGCAGUAAAUAAGAUUACUCAAGGAUAAUACUCAUAAAACUAAGAACUUACUGUUUUUUACAGAUAAGAGAUGCCUGUUAGGACGCAUUAUAUAACAUUUUAAUUUUUUAAUUUUGAGGUACUUCUGGCAGAAAUGAAUAAAAAUGUAAAUAUUGUGUAUCCCUUACUCCUCUGCGUCUAAGAUGUUUCUGGUUUCAUCAAAUUCCAUUUAAUUUGCAAGGAGUUACAUAAAAAAAAUUGACAACCCCUCGUCAAGUUCUGUAACUUGAUGAUUUCAGCUUUUCUUCGGUGGUGUUGUAGCCAGACCAAGUGUUCAGACGAAGAUCUCAAGAAAUAUUGCUGUGGAUUGGUCUUGAGGGCUAAGUUGAGUGGAAAUAAUGCCUAA